GCGAAGAAGAGGCACUGUGCCGCAUGUGUGUGACUGAAAAUGGGCAAAAGGAGGCAAAAACUUAAGAAUUUAACGAAUUUAAGUAAAAAACAGAAGAAACACCUGAAAGAAUUCGGAGAACAGCACCCGUUUGAUGAUCAUGUCACUGAAAGACCUGAGAAAACACAGAUUGUUCGCUUGACCAAGAGUCCGGAAAACUCCGGCUCCGAGAUUGAUGAGGAACCAGAUGAGGAAAAACCGACUGCGUAUGAAAACCUGCUUUUGAGCAUCAACACCACCACCGCUGGGGAUGAGGAUGAGAGCGAGGAGGAAGGUGAUGAAGAUUCUGCAGAGGAGCUGGACGACCCUCAUGAAGAGGAUGAUGAAGACGCAGAGGAAAGCGGAGAUGAUGAUGAGGAGGCGGAGGCGGCAACUGAAGAAGGCAGGAAGCAGAAGCAGCAGGAGGAUGAGUUCACCGAUGGAACACGUGAAGCUGAGUUCUGUUUGGAGUCGAACCUGCCUGCGGACGGAGAGCCAGAGAACGCCGACACGUCACGAGAGGAUAUGUUUGUGAAGCAUCGGGAGGCGGAGCUGAGUGAAGUCGAGGUGAACAGAAUCUCAAACGGCUCCAAAAUCCGGACUCAGGUUAAGUGGUCCAGACUGGGCGUCCUGCACUGCUCCCGUCCCCUCGAGCGGUCUCCUGCCGUGUCUCAGUCCUCGUCCGUCUCUCUCCCACUUUUCCAUAAAGCACUGGAGUCUCGAUGGCGUUCCCUCAGCCACUCCUCCACACCUGAAGGGGGCAACGCAGCAGGGCUCACCGACCUGCAGGAUGAGCUGCUGAGGCUCAUGGGGUCCUACAGGGAUGUUUAUUACCCAGAAUGCAGUGUGCUGGACAGGGUGGCGGAGACUCGCCGGGCGUACUGUCUCCACGCUCUCAACCACGUCCUGAAGGCCAACUCCACAGUCCUUACCCAUAAUGCCGUGCUGAAGGAGGCGAAGGGCGGGGACAAGGACGAGUUUCGGGAUCAGGGCCUCACCAGACCCAAAGUUCUGAUCCUGGUUCCGUUCAGAGACGCGGCACUCCGCGUUGUCCAGACCUUCAUCUCCCUGCUGGAGAGCGACGGGAAGAAGAUGGACGUCAGCAACAAGAAGAGGUUUAAAGACGAGUACGGAGAGGCGCUGAACUCCAAAUCGGCUGCUCUGCACCGCCCUGACGAUUAUCACGCCGUCUUCUCCGGAAACGUGGACGAUCACUUCAGGAUCGGUGUGUCCAUCCUGAAGCGUAGUAUGCGUCUCUACUCCCCGUUCUACUCCUCUGACAUCAUCAUCGCAUCUCCUCUGGGGCUGAGGACACUGAUCGGCGUGGACGGAGACACUCAGCGGGACUUUGACUUCCUGUCGUCUGUGGAGCUGCUGGUUUUCGAGCAGAGUGAUGUGUUCCUCAUGCAGAACUGGGAGCACGUACUGCACGUGAUGAAGCACAUGAACCUGCAGCCGCUGGAGUCUCACGGUGUGGAUUUCUCCCGCGUGCGCAUGUGGAACCUGAACAACUGGGCCAAAUUCUACAGACAGACGCUGGUGUUCAGCUCCAUCCAGGAACCACAGAUCAACAACAUCCUCAGCAAACACUGUCACAACUACAGGGGACAGGUUUCAGUUAAAAAUCUUCCAAAAACAGGCUCCAUCUGCCAGGUGCUGGUCCAGCUGCCACAUGUCUUCCAGAUGUUUCACACAGACAGUUUCAUGGACCAGGAUGACAGGUUCCAGUUCUUCGUGCAGAAGGUUCUCCCGCAGUACCGGGACUCCGUGAUGUCGCACACUCUCAUCUACGUGCCGUCGUACUUCGAUUUUGUGCGUGUGAGGAACUUCCUGAAGAAGGAGGACGUGAGCUUCUCGACAAUCAGCGAGUACUCUGAGAGAUCGGAGGUUUCCCGCGCGCGCCACUACUUCAGCACGGGAGAGAAACAGUUCCUGCUCUUCUCCGAGAGGUUCCACUUUUACAAGAGGUCCACCAUUAGAGGAAUCCAGAACGUGAUCUUCUACGCUCUGCCCACGUACGCUCACUUCUACAGUGAGGUGUGUAACAUGCUGCAGGUGGGCGGCUCUGACGGCGUGACGAGUUCGGCGAGCUUCACCUGCACUGCUCUUUACUCGCGCUACGACGCUCACAGACUGGCGGCCGUCACGGGAGCCGAGCGAGCCGCCAGCAUGACCCGGUCCACCAAGUCUGUCCAUCUCUUCAUCACAGGGGAGGAGAAGCGUGCGUGAGGGGGAGGAGGAGUGUGUGUUUGUCUAAACGCAGCUCUCUGGAGUGUAGCUCAGGAACUGUUUCAGAAAAUUCUCUAUCAUGUCUUCAUUUUACAAAACGAACCAUUCCAGUAAUUUUAUAAAAAUAAAAUCUGUUUGUAAUUUUAUACAGUUUAAGCCUCUGUCAUCAGUCGAGGUGUAAGGACAAACGGAGACAGAAAACCACGUCCUCUUUUUAACAUGAACAGAUUUCCAUGGUGUGAAUCUUCCACACACUCCGCAGUUUCUCCACAAAACCUGGUCUGGGGGCGGAGUUAUGGAUGUGCUCAGGUUAUGAUGUCAUGAAGGCUCCGUUCACACUGCAGGCUGAAGUGACUCAAAUCCGAUCUUUUCGCCCAUAUGUGACCUGUAUCCGAUCUUUUAUUGACAAUAUGAACGACACAGAUCUGAUUUUCAAAUCCGACCCAGGCCGUUUGGAUAUGUGGUCCUAAUUCCGAUUCCUAUCCGCUCUUUUCAUAUGCGACUUCAGUCUGAACCGCCAGGUCGCAUUCAUCCGACUUACACGUCAUCAACAAGCCACAAACGUCACUAUUCUGCGCUGAAGUAGGUGGCGGGUCUCUCAGAAAAAGUUACAACAACAUGGCGCAUAAUCACGGGCGCAGAUAGAGGGGGGGACUCGUCCCACCCAGAUUUAAAUUCACCUCGUUCGGUCCCCCCCCACUUAUAGGGAGGAAAAAACGUCUAUGCUGUCUUUCUUUGCAUAAGGCAAACCUCACGGAAAAAUCAAAAGACUAAUUACCAUUCGGUUUAUUGAGGUGCACAGCAGUACAGACAUAGUUGCAACAACUCACAUAAAACAAAACAAAGACUGAUAUUCGGUUGGUUGAGCUGCGCAGACUGCACAGGUUGCGAGCUCAAGCUUGGUUGCUAUGGCAACCCACAAGAAGUUUGACAGGCAUAUCGGGGUUGGGGUUAGUUUGCUGGCAGCUUUGUCCCCCCCAGUUCAAAAAACGUAUCUGCGCCCCUGCGCAUGACAUCAAUGCGAGGGACGCUUCGGGCUGUGAAGGUUCUGAAUCUUCUCAAUGGAAGGACGCAGAGGUUAGGGAGCUGAUUUCCAUUUGGGGGGAUGCAGCUAUUCAAGCUAGAUUGGAUGGGUCAUACCGCAACCGGGCGGUUUUACUUCCAUAAACACUGGCCAUGCUCACUGCGUGUGACGUCGUCGUAUCCUGCAAUGCGCAUGCGGAACACUUUUAGGUCGCUUUUCGUUCAUACUGAGGAUCACAUACAAGUCGCAUAUAUUUGUUAAUGUGAACGACCUCACAAAAAAAUCGGAUUUCACAAAAAAAUCGGAAUUGAGCAUUAAGCCUUGCAGUGUGAACGUAGCGUAAAUCAGUUCUGUGGGUGUGAACUUUUUGUCUGAGCGCUCUGAACUUCAGCACACUCACUCUGUCUCUCUCAGUCUGCUUUUAGUUUCAUUCACUCCUCGCUGACGUUAAUGACGCAAAGCAUCCUGGGAGUUCUCUCAGCGUUCUGGUGCGCUAUAAACUCCAGGCUUUGAGUUCAUUUGUGGACAAAAGUGAAAAAUUUCACAACAGAAACAGUUGAGGAGAUCUGCUGAAGGAUCUGUGUGUCUCUGGAAAUCUCUAUUUUAUUAAAUAAAGGGAAAAUAUUCCAGUGCGGAGAGCGUGCUUAGUUUGUUUGUUUGUAUUUAUGGUAAUAUUUUUAUAUUGAUUAUUGUAUAAUCAAGAAAAUGCCUUUAACAGACUUCUUACCAUCGUUCUGGAACGUUCUUCUGAACAGAGAUGGGAGCGGAGGAAAAAGUGCAAGAAUUUCCUCCAGAAACUGAAAUUACUUUUGUUCUGAAAACAGAAGCGAGUGUUUGAAGGGAAGGCAGCGGUUGAGUUUGAUGUGCUUCUGCUCCACACAGUGUGAUGUGUGAGAUUUCUACAGGAGAGGAACAUGAAGAUCAUAAUCUCACGCACAUUUUUAUGUGAAGUUUUGGAUUAUUUUCUUUAGCUGUGUGUAAGAGAAGGCGUGUGAGUGAAAUGCAGUUUUGGGAAAAAUCUGCAAAAUGAUUGACAUGAAAAAUAAAAUAUUUUUACCUGCA
Molecule: messenger RNA, 4333 nt
Organism: Neoarius graeffei (lesser salmon catfish)
Lineage: Eukaryota; Metazoa; Chordata; Actinopteri; Siluriformes; Ariidae
Gene: utp25
Product: UTP25 small subunit processor component
Exons: 13
Coding region: 40-2247 (735 amino acids)
Biological process (GO): maturation of SSU-rRNA from tricistronic rRNA transcript (SSU-rRNA, 5.8S rRNA, LSU-rRNA)
Cellular component (GO): nucleolus; small-subunit processome
Molecular function (GO): U3 snoRNA binding; rRNA binding
Source: RefSeq, a predicted model, not a curated record